Messenger RNA from Daldinia loculata, 2573 nucleotides. RefSeq names its product oligomeric Golgi complex subunit 6. NCBI's taxonomy places the organism in Eukaryota, Fungi, Ascomycota, Sordariomycetes, Xylariales, Hypoxylaceae. The coding region runs from base 198 to 2306 and encodes 702 amino acids. Gene Ontology annotation, biological process: intra-Golgi vesicle-mediated transport. The record is from RefSeq and is a predicted model, not a curated record. The transcript has a single exon. Gene Ontology annotation, cellular component: COG complex.
CAGACAUAAUUUCCCAGGUGGCGCCUCUCACACAGUGGACAUAUUCAACAACACAACAACAUCCUACGAUAUUCGAGAUACUCCCUAGCAAUUUGGCGCUUCUUUUUUUCUUGAAUCUUAUCCCUUAGUAAGAUGGAAAUGAGAUGACGUAAGUUAAGCUAGUCCGGGAUCGUUUCAAGUAAUUAGAAAUAUGAAAUAUGGCCUCAGAUGGCCUUGCCUCACCCCGUCUACCUGGACAUGAUGGAAUACCGUUGUCGCCCGCGAGCGCCUCAUUUCCGGGCCGAUCAUCAAAUCCGCUGUCGUCUAAGGUGACAUCUGUUUUAUCGACUUCAUAUGCCGAUGCUGAGUUCCGCGAGUCUCUGGCUUUGCUGGAUGAGCGCGGCAUCAGCAACACGGCUGAUACCCGGAGACAGUUGCGGCUAGACGUCCAGAAAGAGGUCAUCGAUAGUAAUGGGAAAAUAAUCACAGAGUUCGGCCGGGUAGCCGAGCAAUUAAGGAGAAUCGGCACAACUAUUAAUAAGCUCAACAAGAAUUACCAAGAGAUGAGAGGUCAUGCCACAGCGGCUCACGAGUCGACUUCCUCUAUACUCGAGGAAGCAUCUUCUCUCAUGACCCAGAGGAAGAAUAUAGAGACGAAGCAGCAGGUCUUAAAGGCCUUCCACGAGCACUUCCUUCUAUCGGAGGACGAGAUCGCCUCUUUGACUUUAACGGCUGAGCCUGUCGACGACCGCUUCUUCGCCGUCCUAGCCAAGGCAAAGCGCAUCAGGAAAGACUGCGAAUUCCUGCUCGGUUUCGAGAGUCAGACCCUAGGCCUAGAGAUCAUGGACCAGACUUCCAAGAACUUGAACCUGGCCAUGCAGAAGCUGUAUCGCUGGGUCCAGAAGGAGUUUAAGACGCUCAACCUCGAGAACCCCCAGAUCAACUCGCCUGUGCGCCGCGCCAUCCGCGUGCUUGCCGAGAGGCCCUCUCUCUUUCAGAGUUGUCUGGAUUUCUUCGCCGAGGCCAGGGAGCAGAUCCUAUCUGAUUCUUUCUACCUCGCACUGACAGGUACAUCCGCAGCCGGUAGCAAGGAUAACUCGGUAAAGCCGAUCGAGCUCGUAGCUCACGAUCCGCUACGGUAUGCGGGAGACAUGCUGGCGUGGACGCAUUCCGCCGCUGUCAGCGAGCGCGAAGCCCUCGAGAUCCUGUUUAUAUCCGAUGGUAACGAGAUUGCUAAGGGCAUCCAAGAGGGCCGGGAGAACGAACGAUGGAUGAUGAUGGCUGACGAGGCAGAUGGGCCUCCGGAAUUCGACGCCGUCAAGGCCCUGAACGAGCUAGUCGACCGGGAUGUCUCCGGCGCAGCGCGCAUAUUAAGGCAACGAGUUGAGCAGGUCAUCCAAACCAACGAGGAGACCAUUCUAGCGUACAAGCUAGCCAACCUCCUCGGGUUCUACCGCGUGACAUUUUCCAAGCUUCUCGGCGAGGACUCAGUCCUGCUCCAGUCAAUGAGCAACUUGGAAUCCGAAGCGCUACGGCAAUUCCGCUCUCUAAUGCGCGAUCACAUCACCACCCUCGAGGGCGAAUUCCAACACACGCCGUCGGACCUCGGACCACCCGAGUUCCUGCAAGACUGCCUAAAACAACUAACAGCCAUUAUGAAAACCUACGAGACCUCACUCGCCGCAGACGGCGACCGCGAGGCGGACUUCGAGCCCAUCCUAGCCGAAUCCUUCGACCCUUUCUUCGCCGGCUGCUCUAACAUGGCCAAGAACAUCUCCGCACCGUCUAACUCCAUAUUCCUCAUAAACUGCCUCCUCGCCGCCCAGACCGCCUUCGAGCCCUUCCAAUCCUUCACACGCACCCGCCUCGAGCGUCUACGCUCUACAAUCGCCGACCACAGCGCCCGCCUCGUCGAAAACCAAUACGCCUUUUUCCGCACCGAAUCUUCCCUCGAACCCUUAUUCACGGCCCUAUCCCCCCUAAGCGACGCGCGUCCCUCCGACGUAGCCAAGCUCCCCUCUCUCCCGGAACUUCAACCAGAGUCCCUAGCGCGCGCAGCCCAGGGUCUAGACGACUUCCUACCGUCGGCCGUCAUGGACGCGCUGGAGAACGUCAAGAACCUCCAGGACGCGCGGCUGGCGCGCGAGGUUACGGAGGAGGCGGCGGAUCGGUUCUGUGCUGAUUUCGAGCAUGUAGAGGAGUUGCUUGUUGCGGCGGAUGAGGCGGCUGAGGAACGAAGGGGAGGGGAUAAUGGGGGGGAGGAGAGGGCGGGGUUGAGAGCGAUGUUCCCGAGGACGACGGGGGAGAUUAGGGUUUUGUUGUCUUGAGGGAUUGGAGGGGAGAGGAGGGUUAUCUUGGUAUAUAGAGGGGAAAGGAGAAGAAGUAGGUAUAUGAGUAGUCUGGUCCGUAUUGCGUGUAUAGUUUAGUAUAUAUAUUACUAUAUACUAUUCACGGCAAAGUAUAGGUAGGUAGACAGACAGGAAGCAAACAAAUCCAGAGGGAACUGGAAUUAUAAAAUCAGGCACGAUAUUACAUACAAACGCUAGCAUGGCAAGAUUUCUCUUCAUGAUUACCUAUAUCGUGUUAUAUAUAUG